AUGAACCGUUUGUGGUGCUCGCUCUCCCAGAUGCUCCGUCGCUCGGCCGCCCCGCAGCGCCUGCUUCACUGGUGUUCUUCUUCCGCCCCCCGCGUCACGCCGUCGACUGUGCUUCCUCGGCGGUUCCGUUGGUACCACGACCCUCGGAAGGCCACGGCGGCGACGGCCAUCGGCUUGGGCGCCGCGGCGCUGGCCGCCUGCGAGGUCGUGCCCUGCACCAACCGCUGCCACCUCGUCGUCUAUUCCCGCCAGGGGGAGCGGGACCUUGGCGACUCCCUGUUCGCCGCCGAGUUGAAGUCCAUCCACCGGCAUAGGAUGGUGGACCCACACCAUCCGGAUAGCAUCCGCGUCCGCCUCAUCGCCGAGAGAAUCAUCCACGCCGCCAACCGCGGCCUCGGCAUCUACGACAGCCGUGACGCCCCCUUGCUCCGCGUCACCCGCAAAGGGAAGAAGCCGUGGGCGCCGCAGCCGCACACGAGGCACCUCCAUGGGCUCAACGGCAGCUGGGAGCUGGUCCUUGCCAGGCAUACUUCCGCCAAUGCCAUGUACGCGCCCGGAGGCAAGCUUUUAGUGUUCACAGGACUACUCGACUACUUUAAGACCGAUGGCGAGAUCGCCUUCGCUCUUGCGCAUGAGGUUGGGCACAUCAUUGCGAGGCACCAAGCGGAUAUCGGACAUAGUGUGUGGUUACCAGACUUCCUACGACGGAUCUUCUUACAAAGGAUGGAGAUAGAGGCUGAUCGCAUUGGAAUCUUGCUACUUGCGGCUGCUGGUUUCCAUCCAGACCAUGCCCUUGCGGUCGCCAAGAAGUACGCUACAAUUGCUGGAGGUUAUUCUGUAUGGAAACAGAUCCUAGAUACUACUCAUCCCCACCCUAGGGACAGAUUGGCGCGUUUAUCAGAGAUCAAGACCAUGGAGGAAGCGUUGGAACUGUACAAUGAAGCUAAUGCCAUGGAUAAAGUAACUGAAAAGUAUUUUUCCGGUAACCCUGGCAUGUCCAUCGCGGAUGAAAAUGGUAUUUCAAAAUUUGAAAAGUAG
Messenger RNA from Aegilops tauschii subsp. strangulata, 1038 nucleotides. RefSeq names its product mitochondrial metalloendopeptidase OMA1-like. Gene Ontology annotation, molecular function: metalloendopeptidase activity. NCBI's taxonomy places the organism in Eukaryota, Viridiplantae, Streptophyta, Magnoliopsida, Poales, Poaceae. The record is from RefSeq and is a predicted model, not a curated record. Gene Ontology annotation, cellular component: membrane.